Molecule: messenger RNA, 216 nt
Organism: Diversispora eburnea
Lineage: Eukaryota; Fungi; Glomeromycota; Glomeromycetes; Diversisporales; Diversisporaceae
Source: the annotation of a GenBank genome assembly
AUGAAAAAACUUUCUGAAUGUAUUGAAAAUCCGUUGGCGGUAUUAAUAAUGGGUUGGGUAAAAUGUGCAGUUUUAGAAAGAAGAGAUGAUAUUACCAAUGACGACACCAAUGAACUAUUACCAUAUAGUAUAAGCAAAUUCGAUGCCAAUACUUUAUCAUCAGAGUUACACAAUGUAUUCAUCGAGGCUUUGAAUACUCCCUAUCAUCAACAUUAG